Messenger RNA from Microthlaspi erraticum, 327 nucleotides. The record is from the annotation of a GenBank genome assembly. Lineage: Eukaryota; Viridiplantae; Streptophyta; Magnoliopsida; Brassicales; Brassicaceae.
AUGCGAGAAUUAGGUUUUGUCCGAGCGACCAGGAAAGAUAAGGUCACAAGCAAGACGAUGGAAAAGCGUGAAUCUCUUACGGUGGUGACUCGGAGGAACAGAUCAACGACGAUGGUGACUCGGCGGAAUCGAGAAGACGUUGGCUCGGUGUGGUUUCAUGAGGAAAGCUUCACUUGGCUCACGGUGAUGGUCGGAUGGACCGGUGGUGGCUUGUCUUCCACUUCCCUAGGCUCGUUAGGGCUCUCUUCUUGUGUGCUGGAUCAGCUAAUUGGGCCUUUCCUAAAUUAUUUGGGCCUCGGUCGUUUUCACAUCACUUCCGAUUCGUAG